GACGCUGGUGCUCACGAUAAGCGUAUCGCCAGCAACGUCAGUUGAAUGGUAACCAAUUCUCUUGGCUCCUUGGCCGGUCCACUUAGAGACGACGAGAUUACUUAAAGCCAAGCAGCGUCGGCGAGGGUGGUUGGGAGUCAGGAGAACAGGUGUCGCUUUGCAGCUGAUGUCUCACAUGGCUGAACGGUGAAAACAAGUAGUUAAUUCAAGCAUAAAAUUUGUAAUACGGCUAGGCGUGAAGGAGAGGUCACCUCAAUCACAUCUGCACUGAGAGUGAUGAUGCUGAUCAUUGCAGGUCAAGCCUAGGGUUUUGCAGCAGAUUGUGUAGCCCUAAGCAGUAAUGGUGGACAUGCCACAGCAGCGUUGCACGGUAGCUUUUGUAAGAGCCACCAACAAACUCUUAUUUAUCAGUUCCUCUCGCGGGUAUGGCGGCGGAGCGUACAUAUCACCUGCAGAAUGCCUGUCGAUACUCUGAGAGAGUGACGGUCCAAGCAAGGUACAUCCGGUACCGACACGGACUGAUAUCACACUUCCUCGUCGCGGGCGGUGGUACAAAGCACAAAGGCUUCGAUACUUCGGUGCUACUUACACCCUUCCAGCAAGAUAAUCCUAGCACGUCGUUGUGAUAGGGGGUUGACGGUCGUCCGGGAUUCCACCUGGUUCACUCCGUUGAUUUAGCCUGAGCCUCGCGAGAGCAUCCCUGCAAGUAUGUGCCACA
Aspergillus pseudonomiae is the source of this 718-nucleotide messenger RNA. RefSeq lists its product as uncharacterized. The transcript has a single exon. Bases 426 to 626 code for a protein of 66 amino acids. NCBI's taxonomy places the organism in Eukaryota, Fungi, Ascomycota, Eurotiomycetes, Eurotiales, Aspergillaceae. The record is from RefSeq and is a predicted model, not a curated record.